Messenger RNA from Mycena indigotica, 1713 nucleotides. RefSeq lists its product as uncharacterized. Gene Ontology annotation, molecular function: potassium ion leak channel activity. The transcript has 4 exons. The record is from RefSeq and is a predicted model, not a curated record. Bases 1 to 1713 code for a protein of 570 amino acids. Gene Ontology annotation, biological process: potassium ion transmembrane transport; stabilization of membrane potential. Lineage: Eukaryota; Fungi; Basidiomycota; Agaricomycetes; Agaricales; Mycenaceae. Gene Ontology annotation, cellular component: membrane.
AUGAACGAUCCGGGCCUUGAGCAGCCAAUCCAGAACUCGUACGACAAUGCGGCCGGUAAACUCAAGGAUAGGUUACCGAGCCAAGAGCCCAAAGGGAAUGGAGUUCGCGCCGCGUUUCGCAGAGAGCUGCAACAGGACGAGCAGGAAGAAGAGGUUGGGUUCUUCCAGCCAAAGCGAUGGUGGUUUACUUCGACGAUGUUUCCAUUAAUUGCUGGGACUUUUGGACCAUUAGCAAAUUUCUUCUCCGCUUGUGCAUUGUCGCAACCUUGGAGGCAACAUAGUACAGAUGGAAGCGAGAUUCUGGACCCUGAAUGGCUCAAUGGUGUUGUCGGCCUCUCGCUCGGAUGCUCAAUCAUUGCCAACGCAUUCUUAUUGGCCAACUUCGGCCAUUUGUUGCGCUACUCCUACGCGCAGCCUUUUACGAUAUGUUUCUGGUAUCUCGCCUCUAUCUUGCUAAUCAUACCUCUGGGAAUGACAGACACGACCCUCUCAGUAGCUGAAGUGCACACAAUGACGCAGGCAUAUUACUACGCCAUAAUAUCCGCCACCAUCUACAUGAUUUUACCGACUCUGCUCGUUUUGAAUGCGAUAGGAGCCUACAUCUUUCAUGCCUACCCGGCGUCUUUCAACCCGCUGACCAUCCCCCAACGCACUCUUAUGCUACAAACCAUUGCAUGGGUGCUGUAUAUGGCAGCUGGAGCAGCAGUAUUCUCUCGGCUCGAAGGAUGGUCCUAUCUCGAUGGUGUUUACUGGGCCGAUUAUACGCUCCUCACAAUCGGCCUUGGCUCCGACUUCCCUCCGCAAACACACGCAUCAAGAGCGCUGCUCAUUCCAUUUGCCGUUGGAGGCAUCAUUCUCAUCGGUCUCGUCAUUGGCUCUAUUCGCGGACUCGUACUUGAACGGGGCAGAGUCAAGAUUGUCCAUCGCACUGUCGCGAAAGAGCGGCGGAAGUGGAUCAGCCGCCAAAAUGAGCCAGACGCGGGCUGGAAGCGGGAGGAAUGGGAGGUCAUGCGGCGUAUCCAACGGAGAGCAGAAACAGUACACAAAUACUCGGCACUGGGAAGCUCCCUGUUGGCUUUUUUCGUUCUCUGGUUCCUCGGCGCCAUGGUGUUUUACCUCGCUGAGGGUCCACAACAGUCGUGGACAUACUUCGAGUCCCUUUAUUUCAGCUAUACCUCUCUGUUAACGAUUGGUUAUGGGGAUUUCUACCCCAUCUCCAACGCGGGCAAGCCGUUCUUCGUUAUCUGGAGUUUGUUGGCCGUGCCAACAGUCACGAUUCUCAUCUCGAACGUUGGCGACGUAUUGGUUGGGUGGAUUAGAGGCGGGCUUAUGUGGACCGUGCUGCCAUCGGGGGAGCGCAAACAACAAGACACCGACGAGGGCACCCAACGAAUGGGCACAGAUGUCGAGAGACUUGGUAAUGCCGUUGAACAGUCGGAAGAACAGAGAGGUCAGGGAGGCGGGUUGGCUGCGCGACUUGCGCGGGAAGUAGGCCGGCUUGCACGUGAUGCUGCGAGCAAAUCGGAUGUAGAUUACGCUUGGGAGGAUUGGGAAAAGUGGCUUGGGUUGCUUGGGGAAGGAAAGGGCGGGGAAAAGACUGGUGAAUGGACUUGGCUCGGCGAGGAUGGACCGUUAUUGAGCAACGUUAGCGAGACUGAGUGGAUUUUGGAAAAGCUCUGUGAGAGGUUGGAAGAAGAAAUUAGAUCCCAUUGA